AGAUAUGAACGUCAGGUCUGAUCGGCUCACCUACCCCGCUAAAAUUUUUCCUUGUCUUAUCAUUUGGGACAAAAAUGUGCGCUUCUUUGUGCUGCAUUCAGCGUUUGACUCCACUUCCGCUAAUCAUCAUGAUACAACUAUUCAUGAAUUCAUCGUGCUUUAUUACAAGAAUUUGAGAUGGCUCUAUAGAAGAAGCCAUUGCAGCAAUUUCGGUUUACACAUUUUACUCGGGCGCAAGAGAAUUCUGUUUGAUAGUUCGUUAGAAUGAUAAAGAAGGAUCGAAUGAUGUUGUUCACAGUAGCCUUUUCCUAUGAUAAAAUCGCUUUUUUCGCCUUUCGUAUUGACUGUGAUCUGGUGUGAUGAAACUUUUUAUCUCGCUGCCUAUGGAAUUCUUCAUAUUUGCUUUCUCGAGGAUUUAACUCUCGAAAGUUCUUUACCUACUGUUCUAGCAGCUGUAUUUUAGAAAUACUGAUGUUGUUUGAAAAUAUAUUUACCAAGCCAGAGAUUAUGGACUAAAACGAGACUACUACGUGAUGAAUGUCUGUUGAUGUCGUCGUGAGACGUUCUCACUAUUGAUCAUGCGCAGUCACGGCGGGCGAUGGAGCAGAUUGGCGGUGGGAAAGGCAAGAACGGGGAGUCAACCCGAGUAGACGUUUUCGGCAAUACUCCGCCAGGGUUUUUAAAACGUUUUGGCCUUAGAGGUGCAAUGCAUGAAGCUGCCAGAGACGCCGUCGCAAAUAGCAUCAAACAAGACAGCACGCUGGAGGGCAACGAGGACAGAUUUGCAGCAGGACUUGAUAGGAGCACAACGACCGGCUCACCAUCUGUAGGCGGAGCAUCAAGUUCAUCGUCAGGAAUCCAACUUGUGGCUAUUCGCACCCCAGUGGCUGUCCCGGCAGGAGUCUUUGAGCAUCAGGUGGACAUCCUCAAUCCACUUACCACCGCCGCUACCUACUCCGAAUCUGGUUUAUUCAGUACUAGCUUUGGGAGCAACAAAAGUAUCAACAAGAACAACUUCAGUGGUGGUGGAGGAAGUGCGACUACAAGCUUGAGUCAGGAACUUGAGCAGGUGUUGCAGACGGGUAACCGCGUCCCCAACGCUACGUCUUCGGCGGGGUCAGAUUUGAUCGACCUGUCGAGAGUGAAUUCCGAGAACGACGUGCAAAGCCAGCGACAGUACCAAGUGACCAACGGCAUCGUCGUCGGCAGUGGCGUCCGACACAAGAACACUGGGGUCCUUGUCGGCACUUCGCCCGCCACAAGCUCCUCCGCCGCAAGAUUUGGCGUGCCCUACGAUCCAUCCUACGAUCCAUCGUUUGGCACCUCCUCUACGGCUAUCCUUGCGUCGCACCCCGCCUUUGCGUCCGCGGAAAAAGCCCUACCUGCAGAAGGAGUCGGCAGCUCGCCGUUGAUUCAGCGGGAACUUUUCCAUCAGCCAACACUUCUCGGCGCCAGUAGUACUGGAGACACCCCUGCCGCCGAUCCGGACUACGCCAUAGACGUAGUAGAAGACGGUGGCGAUUUUGACUUGCCGCGCACGUCUACUAGAACCGGCGCUGCUGGAAGUGGUCGUCGCUGCAAAAAACUACGAGCUCGAAACGAUCCCAGCUACGUUCCUACUGAGGUGGACCAGAACGCGCCCCAAGCAGUCAUCGCGCUAGGAGCGACACUCAGAGGGGCUUACACGUGGGUCAUGAGUAAAAUGACCGUUUACGGAAACGAUGGGCUAAGCGCUCAGGAGUAUGGUCUGCGACAAGUCGAAGAUCUAGGAGCCUUGUCUCCUGAUGUGAGCGGCAAAAAUUUGGUACGUCGUAUUUGUUUUUCCGUACCUCUAUGCGCUCGCGUCAGCAAUGUCUUUUUGCGACCCAUGUCUAUGAGCUUAUUUAGUUUCUUAUAUAUAUACAAGGGAGGGAGGCCCCCCCUGUGGAUGGAGCGUCGGUGGCGUCCGCGCGCUCUUUUUUUCUGGUGUGGUGACAUGUAAAGACGCACGGGGGCGAAGGCCUCAAAAGGCGGCGCCGGAGUCCCCUGGCAGUUCUCCGCGUCUACCCCACAGGCGUCCCGGCUCUUGGACCUUAUCAGGCGGACGGUUCCCGGGGGAGGAAGGCCGCCGAAGGCGGCGACGGUCGCGAGGCCGGGCCCCUUUGGCGCUCAUCCCCCAAAUUGGUGACAGCCUCAGCCGCCACCAAACGCCCGGGGGGAUGAGGACCAAAGGCGAGGUGGAGGGGGGCAAAGACGUGCCCGCCUGGGUUCUGUCGGUUACGUGCAGCACGGCCAAAGGGGUCAAGCCUGGCCACCUGCGCCCUCGGAGGCCUUCCACCUCCCAAGAGGCUCCCCCAGUAAGGAGCCCGCACGCGGGAGGCCUGUAGGGUACAUGCCACAUGGCGUGGGAGGUCUGUAAGUAGGGCACAUGCAACACAGCAAGGGGGUCCAGCCUGGCCACCUUUUGCCGCUUUCGGAGGCCUCCCAUUCCCGGCCUUCGCUGCUUGAACGGCUUCAGGGGCGUGGGCUCUGCCGAAUACAGGCAAGAGGCCGCGAAGGUGGGCGUUUGGAGGCCUUCCCGCCCGGCAGUCCCUCGAGAAAAAGGGUCUGGGGCUGGCGGCCCACCCCUCAAAAAGUUGGAUCGGGGGGGCCUUCAGCCCUGAGCCCCGGAGCUUAUCUUGAUGUGUCAGCUUCAUAAUGUUGGUCUCGUUCUUUCAUACUAUAGACUGAUACAACAUUGCGUACGGUAUCAUGUCUCAACGAAGGACUCAUCGAUUCCUAUUAGUUACCAUUUUUUACCGUUACCCGACGCCACUUUUUUACAACAACUAAUUAUCCAAAAAAAGAAACAAAGUCAUGACUUCAAGAACUAUAGGGUUGGUAGUAACACUUCAUUCCAUCCACAAAAGGAAACAUUCGGGUUGUUGCAGACCCGGAAGGAGGGAGUCAAUGCUGCUGCAAGUAGCCCUGAGGAUAUGCUCACCACCAAUAGUGCUGCGGAGAUAUCACCGGUGGACGAAGAAGCAACACCGAAGUUGACAACCCGGCUUUUAGCCGCCUGUCUCUUCCAAUUGCCAAUGGGCAUGAUAUGGAGCACCAUUGGGCUUAUCGUCCUACCCUACGAUUAAGGCUAAGUAUUUGGCCAGUCUUGUUUAACCAUUAAAAUUUCUUUCUUAUUUUUCUUCUUCAAUGGCAUAUUUACGGAGACUAGGUAGACCUUUGCGUUUCUUUCUCCCAUUCGUAUCAGUAGAAUACAAAACUGAGGGACGAACUAUGUCAAUGUUAUAAAAGGAAAAUAUUGAUAUUUGGUUUCCCUCCUUUUCAUUUUUAUCCUAGGUUAGCCCCUCCAAUCAAAGUUUUAUCGGUAGAAGUAAAGGCAUCUCUAACGUGAGGCGGAAAAGUUUUAUCCGAAAGCACAUAGCGGCUUUCUAGGACUACUGCUUACAAUCGCGGGUACGAGUCAAGUAAUAAGUCCCAUCGUCGGUCGGUUAUCGGACGACCAUAGAAGUAUAUUUGGUCGCAGGAGACCUUUCAUGGUUUACGGAACCAUUCUCACGGCCGCGGGCGUGAUGGGCCUUUCAUGGAGCAGCGCACAUUUAUUCGUUUGGGUCUAUGCAGUGGCGCUAUUCAUAUCGCAGGUGCAUAAGAUUGGCUUUAUACCGAAGAGAAUACCUCUUCUCCGAAGUAUGUCGUUGGCUAGACUUUCAUAUUUAAAGGUUGAAAAUGGGAAGGAGAUGAAGAUCCUUCUGGCCCCUCAUCUAGCCCUCGACCGUUAUCUAUCCUCCAAAGUAUCUUCGCGCUUCAGGUCGGUCUGAAUGUGAUUUACUCCGCUACGGUCUUGGGACUUGUUCCCGACGUCUUAGAGGAGCAGGGCGUCAACAACAAUGCGGCAGCAAGCGGUAUAAUAGCGAUUUUCCAAUUCCUUGGAAAUUUGUUAGGGAUGCUAUUCAUGAUGGCAACGAGCAAUAUGGAAAUGCAGAAUGUCUACCCUUUUUACCUUGUUUCCGUCCUCGUCUCAUCGGGUAUCGUGUGGAUAUGCUGCCCAGAAGAAAGCAGUCUGGUAUAUUUAAUAGUACUGAAGAUUCAUUUUCUUGACAUCGAAAAUUCAUCAAGUGUUGCAUCUUCAUGUUCUAAAUCUGGACAAACAUCACAAAUUUGCCUAGUUCUAUAUCUCGAUGGAAUUGUAUGAACUACAGUCUUAGGUGGUCUUCAAAAUUUCGGCUAUUAUGACAGAAUCGAAAGCGGACAAGGGUAGACGAUGAUACUGCCGGCCUGUAUAAAGCCCUGCUCUUCGAUGCUGGCAAGGACCCGGAUUUUUUCUGGGUCUUCGUUGGGAGAACAGUGUACUCGUUUUUACUACUAUCACAUAUUUUAUUGCGUCAGUAUUUGCUUGUUACUGUUUUGCAGCAUUAGAUUUAGAUCAUGAAGACUCGUUGCUACCUCUGUUUACCAUUGAUAGUCACGUCAUUUCAGGAUUCGUUUCGCUUCGGCUAGUGAACAUGCUGCAUCGCAGCUCAGCUUUCUUCGCGCCUCUCAGGUAUUAUCUUUCCAUAAGCUGCUUGUCGUUCAUAUACUUUUUUGUCCGAGACAUAGCUGGAGUUUUGGACGAGCACCAGCGGAAAUACUUCGUCGCCCUUAUCGUCGUGUGUGCGCAGUCAACGGGAGCCUUGACCGCAUACCCUGCUGGUGUCCUAAGCGACAAAGUAGGCAGAAAAAAACUAGUUUACGUCUCGUGCGCCAUGAUGGCAUUAUGCUACAUGUGGUAUCUAGCAAUACCGUAUCUCCCGCAAUUCAGCACGCUACAAACCCUGCUUCUCGGCUCUUGCAUCUACGGUAGUCUUAAGUCAAGUUGCACUUUUUCUUUUCCAGAGAACUCUUUGAGGCUUUUGCGAUCAUCAUAAAGGGAUGAUGAUUGUGUCCUAGCUUGCAAGAUACCUCUUCUCGAAUCACAAAAGACACUUGGACAUUUUGAGUUUCCUCCGCAACACCACCAACGACAAGGUAUAGCAGCUGGGUGCUACAUGAGCGUAGACUACGCUCUUGCCUUGGAUUGCCUACCGGAGAAAAGCACCAAAGGCUCUUCAGAGGCACUAGGCUUAUGGGGAAUUAGCGGCUUCAUCGGCAGCUACAUAGGACCAAUGGGGGGUGGUGGAUUGCUCGAAUUUUUCGGAUCAACCUCACAAAAAGACCAUUAUUCCUACGGAGGCUACUUCGCCUUACUGUCAGUCGGCGCGUUAAUGGCUCUUUUAUCAGCGCUCGUGACCAGCUUCAUCCGAAAAGCCAGCUGA
Molecule: messenger RNA, 5267 nt
Organism: Amoebophrya sp. A25
Lineage: Eukaryota; Dinophyceae; Syndiniales; Amoebophryaceae
Source: the annotation of a GenBank genome assembly